CCAUCACGUCCCAUCUCAACCAUGAGCUCUCUGUCCGUUUCCCACAUCCACAAACAAGUCUAAUCUGAGGCCACCUCGUUGUUUGUAUUUCCUUCCUUCCCAAAAUCCCUAGCGGUUCUUCUUUUCACCACGGGCUGUGCCUGACCUUAACAAGACUAUCUUUUAUCUUCUUUCUCCAAACAAGGUCGUUGUACCCUCUUCUUCCUCUCACUCCUUCAAGAUGUUCUUCAGCUACACUGCCGUCGUUCUCGCCGCCCUGGCCGGUGUCAACGCCCACUCUACCUUCCUGGGUCUCACCGGCAUUGCUGGUUCGCCCAAGAGCGUUGCUUUCAAGGUUAUCCCCGACCUUGCCCGCAACUGCACCACCCCCAGCCCCUGCCAGCAGGAUGCCACCAUCAUCCGCCAGGGAGAGAUCUCGGCCAAGAUCGUCGACGUCUGCGGUAGGACUGAGCUGGCCGGCAGCAUCGACAUCAAGGCCGAGACCGAGAAGGCCAUCAAGGCCGGCGCCCUUGCCAAGGUGACUGGCGGCACCACCGUCACCAUGGAGGUCCACCAGGUCAACGCCGACGGCGCCGGCCCCUACAUCUGCGACGUUGACGCGACCGGCAACGGCCAGUUCGUCCCGAUGACCGUCACCGACAACAUCCCCGGCGCCAACGGUCUGUCGACCGCCAAGACCGAGCAGUUCCAGAUGAAGGCCACCCUGCCCGACGACAUCGAGUGCACCAAUGGCUCCACUCGCGACAUCUGCAUCAUCCGCUGCCGCAACACCGCUCAGGCCGGCCCCUUCGGUGGCUGCAUCCCCGUCCAGCAGCAGGCCGCUGGUGCCGGUGCCGGUGCCGGUGCCGGUGCUGGUGCUGGCGGUGCCGGUGCUGGUGCUGGCGGUGCCGGCGGUGCUGGUCGUGCCGCCCCCAACAAGGGCGGUCGCACCAACAACCGCAACAACGCCGCCAGGCAAUAAGUGCGUAAUCACAUCGCCCACGGUUGCCAGCAGUCGCGAGCAGGUGGUCUGUGAGGCCAUUAGCGAGCCCGAGCCUAACGGCUUUGGGCUUCCGACGGGCUCGGCAAGAUUCUGUUGUUUUUGUUGCCCAGGACUUCUCGAGGAACCCCGAUGUUGUUUUGAACCACGCCGGAAAGAAGAGUUUGUAACGCUCAGCUACUUUUGUUACUUGUAAAUAUACCUUUCUUUUUGCCUGGGCAAAGAGGAUGGAGUCCAUUUGGUAGCUUGAUUUCACUUUGUUUGGAGCAAUGAAGUUUUUGCUUGUUCACCUG
Gaeumannomyces tritici R3-111a-1 is the source of this 1272-nucleotide messenger RNA. Its product is annotated as MAS3 protein. The record is from RefSeq and is a predicted model, not a curated record. NCBI's taxonomy places the organism in Eukaryota, Fungi, Ascomycota, Sordariomycetes, Magnaporthales, Magnaporthaceae. Bases 221 to 961 code for a protein of 246 amino acids. The transcript is spliced from 2 exons.